CCUCUUCAGGGUGGGGAACUCUGAUUACUCGCCAGUUUUCUUGCGUAGGAUUGUUUCACAAAGACCGCCUGACACCGUCGGUUCAUGGUGGGCUCCCAGAACCUGACCGCGGAUCCCGCUCUUUUCCUUCACUUAAGCUUACUUUAAUAUCUGCGUAAGUUUGCGCGUUUGCAUCUCAGAGCCCCUUCAGAUUUUCAUGGGCGAACAUCUUCGCUUUUGCAGUUUGUGGUUGUUUCCCCUCAAAUAAAGGCCCGUUCGGUCUGUGGAGAAGAUGCAGUUCCGCACUGUCCUUGACGUUAACGUUGUGGACGUGCAGAAGAGAAGAAAUCCCUCCAAACACUAUGUCUACCUUAUCAACGUCACUUACUCAGACUCCAGUUCCCAUGUCAUCUACCGAAGAUAUAGCAAAUUUUUUGACCUGCAGAUGCGAAUCCUUGACAAAUUCCCGAUUGAGGGAGGACAGAAGGAUCCCAUGAAGAGAAUCAUUCCUUUUUUACCAGGCAAAGUCUUGUUUCGCCGUAGUCACAUUAGAGAUGUAGCUGUCAAAAGACUGAAGCAUCUGGAUAAUUACUGCAAAGCUCUGAUGAAACUCCCUGCUUCCAUUUCGGAAAGUGAGGAAGUCCUCAAGUUUUUUGAAACCAGAUCAGAUGACUUUAACCCUCCCGCAGAAGACUGUGGAGGAUCCGGUAAACGGAAAUCAGGUCUGGAUGCUUCGGACUCCAUGCUCCUGGAACAAUACAUGGUGGUGGCCAAUUACGAGAAACAAGAGCCUGCAGAAAUCAGUCUCCAAGCGGGUGAGCUGGUCGACGUCAUUGAGAAGAGCGAGAGCGGUUGGUGGUUUGUCAGCACUGCAGAGGAGCAGGGCUGGGUACCCGCUACCUAUCUCAACUCCCAUAAUGGGACACGGGAUGACCUGGAGCUGGGUGCCUCCAAAGCAGGGGAAGUUACUAAGCGACAUAAGGCUCAUCUGAAGAGGCUGGACCGGAGAUGGACGCUGGGGGGUGUCAUCAGUCGGCAGCAGAGCCGAGAAGAGAAGUACAUCACAGUACGGCCUUACUCCAGUGAGGGCAAAGAUGAAAUUGCUUUUGAGAAAGGAGUCAUUGUUGAGGUCAUUCAGAAGAACCUUGAAGGCUGGUGGUUUAUCAGAUACCAAGACAAAGAGGGCUGGGCUCCAGCUUCCUACCUCAAGAAAGUGAAGGAUGAUUUCUCUCCCCGUAAGAAGACCAUUACAGUCCCAGUGGAGAUCAUCGGAAAUAUCAUGGAGAUCAGCAACUUGUUAAACAAGAAGGCCUUAAGCGAGAAGAACGUGCAGACUGAAGGAGUCCCUAAGAGUCCUCAGGUUGGCAGGAAGGAAAUCAGCUUGCCAAUCCCCUGCACUGAAUCCAGCCCAGUUAUUGCCCCACAGGAGGGAAAAAGCAAAAUAGAGCCUGCCUCACCGGCUGUAGCCCGGAUAGCCCCACAUCGGGUGGAAAUAGGUUCCCCUGUCCUGAGGCAAAAACCUCCUCCUCGUAGAGAUACAACCCUGGGAUUUCAGUUGCCCUCCCCUCCAGAGCCCCCUGCAGUUGAAGCAGAGUAUUACACAAUCGCAGAUUUCCAGUCUUGCAUAUCAGAUGGCAUCAGUUUUAAUGGAGGACAGAAAGCAGAGGUGAUUGAAAAGAAUGCUGGUGGAUGGUGGUACGUCCAGAUUGGUGAAAAGGAGGGCUGGGCUCCAUGUUCCUACAUUGACAAACGUAAAAAGCCCAACUUGAAUCGAAGAACAAGCACUCUGUGCCGACCAAAAGUUCCCCCUCCUGCUCCGCCUGUGAAAAAACAGGAUUCUAUGGAGACAGCACCUCCCAGCAGCCCAGGAUCGGAGGCUCCAGAGACUCCUGUAUCUCCUGGGAGGCCAGUUUAUGAAGAGCCAGAAUACGAUGUACCUGCAAUUGGAGAUCUGGACCUGGAAUCUGAGUUUGAGUUUCUGAGGGGGGAAAGUUCCCUGGUGGAUUUAAAGAAUGAAGAAACUUCCUCAGAGAAGGGAUCUCAUUUGUCUUCUAAGCCAUCUCCUGCUUCAUCACUCCACAGCGCCUCCUUUAAAUUUGGUGAAUCAUUUGAGGAUGGCCAAGAAGGAGAAGCUGAGGCAGAGGAGGAGUGUAUCUAUGAGAAUGAUGGGUUCCUGCCCUUUAGGGAGACCCCGGAGAGGCAGUGCAGCAGAGACUCAAACUCUUCCAAAACAAGUGUCCUGUCAGAAACUGGCAAGACUGCAAACCAGGUAUCAGGUGGAUUGAGACCUGCUGGUAACAGGCUCAAAAUCGACUUGAACGAGAGCCCACUUUCAGGCAAAUCUGAGGAAGCAUCCAGUCCCAAAUCUGCUUCCUUUGAGUCAACCCCAGAUCUGUCCAGACCAAAGAAAGACCAUGAAGAGAGCAAGAUGACCUCCUUCACCAAGUCUUCUUCUAAGCUAAGGCCUGUGGUGAGACCUAAGCCGCAGCUAGCCAAAACAUCUAGUGCAGAGAAGAUGGACAUCAGCACCUUAAGAAGACAGCUGCGGCCAACAGGUCAGCUGAAGAAUGGCACCAAAAGUAAAGGUGAAGAUUCUGAGACAGCUUCAGUCAUUUCCUCGGAAGAUUCCUUUUCCUCUCAGAGUACAUCUGAUCUCUCAUCCAUCUAUUCAAAAGGCAGCCGAGGUGAGUCUGACAUGGAAGGCUGCAACCUGUAUCGCACAACUGAUCCCUAUGAGAAAGUUCAAGACUCUGAGCUCAGCUUCCCCGCUGGGGUGGUGGUGGAAGUCCUUGAGAAGCAGGAAAGUGGCUGGUGGUAUAUCCGCUGGGGAGAUGCAGAGGGUUGGGCUCCAACAUACUUCUUGGAGCAUGCCAGACAGCAAGACGACAUGGGAGAGUACGAAUCCUAUGGUACCCCAACGAAACCUGGAUGCCUCAGCAAGUCCAACAGUCUAGAAAAGAAUGAACAAAGGGUGCGGGUGUUGAACAACAUCAACCAAAAUCUAAAGAAGGUCAUGCCACCCAUUCCUUCCAAGCCUCCAGGUGGUCUCUCCAAACCUACAAGCUUGUUUGGCUCACUUAAACAAAAUAGCAACAAACAACAGCAGGUUGUCAGACCUCAGUCUGUCUUCAUCUCUGCACCAAUCAGAGAUGGUUCCAGCCCUGUUGUGUCCCUCAGGAGAAAUGAGUCUCUGAACUCAACAGACAACCCACGUGUCAGCCCCACAGUGCGACGCAAUGCUUCUUUUGGCGCUGUGCCUCGCAGCCUUCCAUCGAACAACGGGAACAGAUCUGGUACCGGUAGCUCAGAGUCUUUAGGCCUGAGCUCUAAGAGGAAUGCUCUUCCAGUGUCUCCUGUGAAACCUAAACCCCACAUCAUCCAUAACAACCUCAGGGAGGUGUACGUCUCCAUUGCAGAUUACCACGGUGACAAGGAGACUAUGGGAUUUCCUGAGGGGACAAAUCUGGAAGUUCUUGAAAGAAACCCUAAUGGCUGGUGGUAUUGCAAAGUUCUAGACAAUGGAAAGCCAAGGAAAGGGUGGGUUCCCUCUAAUUACCUUGAGAAGAAACAAUAAAACUGACAGUGCCAUAAACAUGCAUUUCAAGUCUUACAGAUGAAUUGGUUUAUUCUAAAAGGCUAAUCUGGUACCUUCAUCAAUACAAGUGGCAAGGUAAAAUUUUAAUUAAGAAAUUAAGAAAUAAGAAAGGCUCAUUUUACCAGAUGUAAUCUGGUAAAAUGAGACUAUAUGUUGAAGUGCAUAAGACCUUGCAUGAAAAGCUUGGGAUUUAGUGUCAAAACCAAAGGGCAGUAGAAUUACUGAAUAUUUACCAGCAAUUACAGGGCCUUGCAAAAAUAUUCACUUCUCUUGAACAUUUUCACAUUGUCAUUUUGUAUUAACAGUUGUGUAUUCUGUUGAGAGUUUAUGUGAUAGACCAACACAAAGUAGUGCUGUAAAGAAAAUGAUGAAGUUUUUGCAACGUUUUAGAAAUAAAAAUACGAAAACCUUUACUGUGACGCCACUAAAUAAAAUUAAACGCAACCGGUGGGUCGUGCACUCCACAAUUCUAACUUUUGUGGAUGAGUGGCAAGAAGAAAGCCAUUGUUCAGAGCAGGGGUUCCCAAACUUUUCCAUACCAUGGCUCCCCAAACAGCAUUAGCUUCUGGGCGGGAACCCUUUUGCUAAACCACAGACGAUGCUAAGAAUUAUGUAAACAAAAACAUAAACUUUUUAAAAUGUCUUUUACUAACUAUUCAAUAAUCAAUACAUUUCUUUAAUGUAAGAAUAUUAUUAAAAUAUGUUAACACAAUUACAAUCCCACUGAAUAAAAUUCAACAAACUGUUGAGAAUAAGAACAGUGUUUUUUUUUUUAUCAUCACAACCUUUCUUAGGUCCCUCUAGCGCCCCCUGGCGGCCCCGCUUUGAAACCCACAGGUUUGCAGUUUGCAACAAGCCAUGUAUUGCUUCGGGGGACUGAAAAAUGACACAUUUGAGAUUUGAAUUUGAGAAAUUCAAGAUUUGUAUUACAUUUCCUUUCACUUCACAAUUUUGCACUACUUUGUGUUUGUGUAUUAAAUACAAUCCCAAAGAGAUCCACUGAAGUUUGUGGUUGUCACAAGCCAAAUUGUGGAAAAGUGCAAGCGUCAUGAAUACUUUUGCAUGGCACUGUAAAUUUAACUUGAAGGCUGUCUUUAUUUUUCUAAUCCUUGAACCAUUUUUGUAACUUUUGAAUGCAUUUCCUAACACUUUUUAAGAAAUUAAGGCUCACUGCAUGUUUAAAGUGAUUCAUUAUAUCAACAACACCUUUUACUUAUUUUUUGCUAAAGAAAAUCUAAGCUGCUUCGCGUUAGUCACUUCUUGUUUAUAUAUCUUUAUACUGUACGUCUUCUUUAUGUAAAUCAGUUUAUCCAUUUUUUUAAAUAUUGUUCCAAAGAGACGUAUUGUGAGCAUCUCAGAUUUUCAGUAUUUUGUUAAAGCCAUUUAACUUGCAAUAUCUCGUUUUAUCUAUCUUUUUUCUGAUAAAAUCAAAUCUUGCAUGAAAAAUAAUUUAUUCAUUCUUUAAUCUUGUAUUAAAAAAUCACAGCUUUAAACUGCUCCAUCAAAACAAUAACAUUUUGAAUUUCUGCUGGGCAGUAAAUUUGACCUAAUUCUUUUUUUGGGGAUGCUCUUUUUUAAUGCAAAAUGUGUGACCAUUUACAAUAACUGAAGUGCCAAAAAUGACUCUAAUAAAUGCACUUUUUAACAUA
Molecule: messenger RNA, 5223 nt
Organism: Girardinichthys multiradiatus
Lineage: Eukaryota; Metazoa; Chordata; Actinopteri; Cyprinodontiformes; Goodeidae
Product: SH3 and PX domain-containing protein 2A-like
Exons: 14
Coding region: 272-3553 (1093 amino acids)
Biological process (GO): superoxide anion generation
Molecular function (GO): superoxide-generating NADPH oxidase activator activity; protein binding; phosphatidylinositol binding
Source: RefSeq, a predicted model, not a curated record